Molecule: messenger RNA, 2430 nt
Organism: Lytechinus variegatus (green sea urchin)
Lineage: Eukaryota; Metazoa; Echinodermata; Echinoidea; Temnopleuroida; Toxopneustidae
Product: putative defense protein 1
Exons: 6
Coding region: 917-1570 (217 amino acids)
Molecular function (GO): oxidoreductase activity, acting on metal ions
Source: RefSeq, a predicted model, not a curated record
CUACACUUAUAGUAUUGCAUAACAUGCAUUGGUCUGAAUAUGGACCUACAUGGUCUGAAUAAGGAAACCCGGAAAAUCGGCUGAUUUAACUUGACAGCAAUUCUCCAGAACAACGUCGCGAUCACCCUACGGAAUAAUUGCACUUGCUCAACAACACAAGGUAUAGGUACAGUAAUAAGAGGCAUUCUUUAGCGUGUGGUGUAUAGGCGAAGUGGUAGGAAAACAAAAACACGAAUUUCUAAAGCUCAACUUCUUUGUAUAUUAAACCCGGCGUGCGUCUUCACUGCACGAACAAAACGUGAGUUUAUUGUACAGGUAUCCGGCGUAUUUAGUGUUGCAAGUAAACAGCUGCAGACGUCUCGAUGCGUGCCUGAUGAGAUGAAGGGAAACAAGGCUCUAUCUUCAUUAGCUGAUGAUGAUGGGUUGGACAGUUGUCAUCGGAAAUCCUUGGCCUGUAUUUUUUUUGUUCUGAGAUGAGUGUUGGCCCCACCAGCUCUUACAAGACCUAACGCAGUUUAUGACGAUCGGUUUUUUUUUAUAGCAAUCGUGCUCUCCGUAAAUCGUGCGUUCACUGGUGUUGUGUUUGUGCAGGAACUGUAGCCGUCUUCCAAAAUACCAUUUCAUAAUUGGUGUUUACAUGACAGUUCAUUGCUGUUUACUGAUAGUUAUUGGAUUCCACAUUUCAUGAUCUAUUAACGAACACGACUCAUAAACCGACGGUUAGGACCUAUUAAAAGUCGAGAUUAUCUACCAUAAAAUUUCAUACCGGUCAAGAGUCAACUUACCAAUGCCUUAAAGCCAGGUGGGUCGAACUGAAAUUCCUCUUCUACUCUCGGAUUCGUUGAGGGGCUGAUCUCCCAAGGAAGUUACUUAUCUCGUCGUCGGGCAAACUUUUCACCCAUCUCUAAUUCCGAAGAUGCGAUCCGUGGCGCCGUUUGUUUUAGUGGUCGCGAUGUUGGCCGCAGGGAUGCUCCUGGUAGAUGCGUACCCCAGUGGACCACCCCUCUCGGCUUGUAGGGACAUGAGACCCACUGGCCACGGUACCAGUACACUCACCGGGACCACGCCCUUCUCCAUCACAGCCAAUACUACCUUCUAUAACCCUGGAGAAAAUAUUGAAGUGACCAUAUCUGGCGCCCAGUUCAUUGGAUUCUUCGUUCAAGCAAGGCGGCGGGAUGCUGGGAGUGACAUGAACACUGCAGAAGGGACCAUUACACCGGGUAAUACCAACAUUGGAAAGACACUAGACUGCACUGGAGGUACAGACAAUGCCUGGUCGCACAAGACAAAUGCUCCGAAGACAAGCGAAUCGGCAAUUUGGACAGCGCCAUCUGAGGACAAAGGGACGAUAGCUUUCAGGGCAACUAUUGUACAAGGACCUAGUAGUGAUCGGUAUUGGACUGAUGUGUAUUCUGCUAAUCUACCCUUUGGGGCUCCAGCAAGUCCUACCAGUUCAGGGGGAGGUACGACUACCGAUAACGGGAACGGAUCGAAUGCUGUCUGUGGCUCAUCGGUCCUCCUUGUUCUAUCAUCAUGUGUACUCGCAGCAAUACAGCUAGUUGGAUCAUGAUCCUCCUUCAUUAUCGCACAACAUUAUGCACAAUAGAGGUGUAGACUUCGUGAAUGAACAUUAUGAUGCUGAUUUUAUGAGCUUUUAAUUUCUCGCCUAUAAUUACGCGCAUAUUAUUGUUUGCGUAAUUACCCCACCCUAAAAAAAGGAGGACGAAAUGGGGGAGGGACACUCCAGGUUGGUUGUGUGUGUGGAGCAACAUAGACGAUUUUAAAGUUUGAAAUUAAUUUCUAAAUUUUGUGAUUAAUUUUGAUUAAAAAAAAAUCAAUAUUUAAGUAAGAAGUAAUACCCUAUACUCUUUUUUUCUUGGUCGUGAAACUUUGGGGAUAAAGUGCCCCUGCAUCCUGCCAUCUGGUGUUUUCUCAAUAAUUUAUAAAAUGGUUUGGGAAAUAGCGGCUUAACUCGUCCUUAAUGCGCUCUGCGCAACUAUAAAAUAGGAGUCACAUGAUGGACUCAGUAGAACCUUAGGUCAUUAUCUUUAUUAUAUAUUUUAGAGGUUGAGAAUUGAUUAAUAGGCCCUCUAACAUGUGCUGGUUGUCAUGUUUACAGCCAGGGACUGCGCCAACAGAAAGGGGCAGGGGCGACCGCCGCCCUUAGUUGAUUUUUUAGUAGUGAAAAAGGGGAAAAGAGGGGGAAAUGAAAAAAAACAAUAAUAAAAGAAGAAGAAACAGUUUAAAAAAAAGUGUUACAAGAGAGGCCUGAGUGGGGUAACGAAUAUUAUACCCCUAUCAUUCGUUUGUAAAAAAAAAGUUGUAUUUAGGCUGUCUUGCUCCCGCCCCAUCAAAGUACCCUGGUGCCAUUUUAUAAUGUGUACUCGUAUCAUGAUGACGGGCAAUAACUUAUAUAGAUUUUAUAUGGCA